Molecule: messenger RNA, 915 nt
Organism: Debaryomyces fabryi
Lineage: Eukaryota; Fungi; Ascomycota; Pichiomycetes; Serinales; Debaryomycetaceae
Product: aldo/keto reductase
Exons: 1
Coding region: 1-915 (304 amino acids)
Molecular function (GO): oxidoreductase activity, acting on NAD(P)H as acceptor
Source: RefSeq, a predicted model, not a curated record
AUGUCUUUACAAGGAAAAUCUUUUAAGCUCUCAAACGGAAACACAAUUCCAGCAAUUGGAUAUGGUGUUGGAACUAAAUGGUUCAAAUUUGGACAAAAUCAAAUCGACGAUAAGGUAGUUGAAGCAGUACAGCUUGCGAUUGAAACUGGAGCUCCGCAUAUUGAUGGUGCCGAAAUUUACAAUACUAAUAAGGAGAUUGGUCAAGCAUUGGCCAAAAGUGGAGUGAAGAGAGAGGACAUAUUCAUUACAGACAAGUAUUUCGCAGGAGAUGGAUCUUACAAAGCGAGAUCUGAAGAGGUCAAUCCUUAUGAAGCUUUGAAAGCAGAUUUAAAACAAUUUAACAUUGAUUAUGUUGAUUUGUACUUAAUUCAUGCUCCUUUCAUUAAAAAAGAGACCCACGGUUUCGAUUUGGUUGAGGCAUGGCAAUACCUUGAGAAAUUAGUGGAUGACGGAUUCGCUAAGAACAUCGGGGUGUCGAACUUCACUAAGGAAGAUCUUGAGGUUAUUUUGAAUAGUAAGCCUAAAUAUAAGCCAGCUGUUAACCAAAUUGAAUACAAUGCAUACUUGCAGAACCAAACACCAGGUAUCGUCGAAUUCUCUAAGUCUAACGAUAUCUUAGUUUCGGCCUAUUCACCAUUGGGUCCACUUUUAAAAGGUAAACCUGGCCCUAUUGAUGAGUAUGUCGAAAAAUUGGCUUCAAAGUAUGGAAAGACUGAAAGUCAAAUUUUGCUCAGAAGUGUUUUGCAGAAUGGUAUUUUACCAAUUACAACUUCUAGUAAGAAAGAGAGAAUCCAAGCUAGUUUAGAAAUUUUUGAUUUCGAAUUAACCCAGGAUGAAGUUAAUGAAAUCAAUAAGCUCGGUAAACAGAAGACUUUAAGACAAUACUGGACUAAUGAGUAUUCCAAGUAUGACUAA